AUCCAUACGGCACAUCCGAUCUUUAAUCGUACUCUGAAUACAACAGAGGUAGCGAAGCUGUCACAUCUGGAGACUAGCAUUCUGUUUCUCGUUAGCCAGGUAGCUUGCUAGCAAUUCUGAACAACCUCCAACUCAUCGGGUGACUUGUACAUGGCUACAACAGCGAUGUCUGGAAAUCCAGCCGUGCUGAUGCGUCUGGUGGCUUCAUCUUACACUGUGGCAGAGAAGGCAGGAGCCAUUGUACGGAGGGUUCUUCAGAAAGGAGAGCUCGGAAUCGUUGAAAAGACAGGGGCCAAUGAUCUACAGACACUGGCGGACAGGCUAGUACAGCAGAGCAUCUGUGCCUCCCUGUCCAAAAGCUUCCCCAAAAUCACCAUAAUUGGAGAGGAGGAUCUGCCAGAGGAGGCUGUCGAUGAGGACCUGAUUGAGAGCAGACAGUCUGAAGAAGUCCUUCAGAAGCCGUGUCCAGCAGAGUACAGUGCCUUGAAAGAGGAGGAGCUGGUUGUCUGGGUCGACCCCCUCGAUGGCACUAAAGAGUACACUGAAGCGGCGAAAUGUCUCUACCUGCCAUAUCAGGUCCAGAUGUGUCAGAAAGGGUCGGAUGGCCAGCUUCUCAGCACGGCUCUCUGGCUUCUAGAUCAUGUGACGGUACUGAUAGGCAUUGCAUAUGGAGGGAAAGCCAUAGCUGGGGUUAUUAACCAGCCCUUCUUCAAUUAUCAGCUGGGGACCGAGUCAGCAAACAUGGGAAGAACUCUGUGGGGAAUGCCCAGAGUGGGCGCCUUCGGAUUUGACCUACAGGAGGUCCCAGAUGGCCGGCGCAUUGUCACCACAACCCGUUCCCACAGCAAUAAACUUGUCACAGACACAGUGGAGGCCAUGGAACCUGAUGAUGUGAUAAGAGUGGGUGGAGCAGGAAACAAGAUUAUUCAGCUUGUGGAGGGGAAGGCCUCAGCCUAUGUUUUUGCCAGUCUUGGAACUAAAAAGUGGGACACAUGUGCCCCUGAAGCAAUCCUGCAUGCAGUAGGAGGUAAGCUGACAGACAUGCAUGGCAAUGCAUUGUGUUACGAUGCAAACGUGAAGCACAUGAACUCUGCUGGGGUGCUAGCCACUCUACACAACCACCAGUACUACACCAGCAGAGUGCCCCAGUCAGUCCUGCAGGCUCUCAAGCCCUGAAUGUAAAACUCUGCCUGAAAACACUGCAAAGAUUAAUCAACCAUAUAAUGGCAUUUGUAUAAUAACUUCUGUGAUGUCAUAGUGUAAACUAACAAUGCUUUUAUACUGUGUACUGUCUAGGUACUUUUGGUCUAGGAUUAAACCCCAGACUCAUUCAUUACCUAAAAAUGUCAAUCACAUAAAAGGCUACAGUUGCCUUCCAACCUAAACACAGUAAACAAAUGUCAAUAACUCUUUAAAAAAAAAAAAUGUUCACGUGGUUGAUAAAUAUGUUGUAAUUACUUUCCUGAUGAACAGCACCACUCUAAUGCUCUCGCUUCAGUGUAUCAUUUCUGCCCAUUACAUUUUGUAAUUUAAACGCACUCCGAAGUAUAACGACAGACACAUGAGACGCAGGGUCAACAGCACUGUUCCAUUUAUUCCAUUCAAAGGGUCUGAAACAAACUUGUACAAAUCUCAAAACUGUUUAAAACACAGACAGUUUCCAUCUUGAAGAGACUGAUGAGAACAAGGCAAAAGGCAAAAUAUAGCCUAACUCAACCUAAAACUGUAAAUGUAAUUACCUUUAAUAUGUUUCUGUUGGAUGAAUAAAUAUGAUUCUACACCAGA
Esox lucius (northern pike) is the source of this 1785-nucleotide messenger RNA. It is a transcript of the gene bpnt1, whose product is annotated as bisphosphate nucleotidase 1. NCBI's taxonomy places the organism in Eukaryota, Metazoa, Chordata, Actinopteri, Esociformes, Esocidae. The coding region runs from base 151 to 1176 and encodes 341 amino acids. The record is from RefSeq and is a predicted model, not a curated record. The transcript is spliced from 10 exons. Gene Ontology annotation, biological process: phosphatidylinositol phosphate biosynthetic process. Gene Ontology annotation, molecular function: 3'(2'),5'-bisphosphate nucleotidase activity.